AUGAGCGGCAGACGAAUGGUAUUCUGGGCACCGGAGGAGCAAAAUUUAGAACAUCCUGGCAUGUCGACCGUCGUCGAGGUUCGUUCACAUAUCGGCGCUGAAGUCGUGCUCGGGAAGGAACAUCAGAUAAAUGAAACCAAUGAAGCCCGCGUCAGAUGUGGUAGAUAG
This is a messenger RNA of Dacryopinax primogenitus, 168 nucleotides long. RefSeq lists its product as uncharacterized. The transcript has a single exon. Bases 1 to 168 code for a protein of 55 amino acids. NCBI's taxonomy places the organism in Eukaryota, Fungi, Basidiomycota, Dacrymycetes, Dacrymycetales, Dacrymycetaceae. The record is from RefSeq and is a predicted model, not a curated record.